Soboliphyme baturini is the source of this 348-nucleotide messenger RNA. Lineage: Eukaryota; Metazoa; Nematoda; Enoplea; Dioctophymatida; Soboliphymatidae. The record is from the annotation of a GenBank genome assembly.
AUGCUCGACGUUCGCCAGGUUGCAGAAACCAAAGACCUGGAAUGCGAGUACGACUGCACUCGAACGAGGCUCGUCAGCAGCAUCACUGGCGCCACAUUUGCAUUUGCGAGUGGACUGGGUAUCAAGGAAAAUUCGAAAGAGCGUUUCGAGUCUACAACUGCCGCAUCGCAACAUGUCACGCAGGAAGAGGUGAAUCUGAAAGACGUUAGAAUUAGCAUCGCAUGGUCAUGUACCGGCGACAUAUCUUAUAAAUGCCGACCUUAUCAACUUUGGUUGGUAGGAUAUACGCCUACCAUGGUGAUAACGGGUAACGGAGGAUCAAGGUUCGACUCCGGAGAGGGAGCCUGA